CCUGGGUGGUGUUGCUCUGUAUCGUGCGAUGUCGGGCCGGAAACCUGCCUUUGGCCGUGCCGCUACCACCGGCCCAGCCCCUGCAGGGCAAGCGGUUUUGAGCAGAUUCUUCCAGUCUACGGGAAGCCUGAAGUCCUCCUCGUCCACCACGGGUGCAGCCGACAAGGCCGACCCUGACUCUGACUCCGCAGCGCCCCUAGCGUCCACUUUCCCGUCUCACUUGCCGCCACACGUGGUUGCAGAAGUUGGCAGCAGUAAAAAGAGACCACUGGAGAGUGAUGGGCCUGUUCAAAAGAAAGCAAAGAAAGUCCAAGAAAAGGAAGGAGGAAGUGAUUCAAUAAAGUUUGGGAAUGCUGAGCCAAAGAAAUGUCUGAGGACCAAGAAUGUUUUAAAGUCUCUGGAAAAAUUGAAAGAAUUCUGCUGCGAUUCCGCCCCUCCUCGAAAUAGAGUCCAGACAGAACCUCUUCAGGAGAGAUUGGCAGUUCUGCCAAAAUGUACUGAUUUUGACGAUAUCAAUCAUCUACUUGCAAAGAAGGCAGUUUCUUGUGAAGACUCCAAAUCUCGUAUUAGUCAAAAGGGUACGACACUUUCUGAUCUCAGUCCUUUUGGAUCAUCACACACGGGUAAUGACAAUUCACAGAAAACUUCUGAUCCUAAGCCAUCUAACAAACGGACAAAAAGCAUUUAUACACCUUUAGAAUUGCAAUACAUAGAACUGAAACAACAGCAGAAAGAUGCAAUUUUGUGUGUGGAAUGUGGAUAUAAAUAUAGAUUCUUUGGGGAAGAUGCAGAGAUUGCAGCCCGGGAGCUCAAUAUUUAUUGUCAUUUAGAUCACAACUUUAUGACAGCAAGCAUACCUACUCACAGACUGUUUGUUCACGUACGCCGCCUCGUGGCAAAGGGAUAUAAGGUGGGAGUUGUGAAGCAGACGGAAACUGCAGCAUUAAAGGCAGUUGGGGACAACAGAAGUUCACUGUUUUCCCGGAAACUGACUGCUCUUUAUACGAAAUCUACACUCAUUGGAGAAGAUGUGAACCCUUUAGUCAAGCUGGAUGAUGCUGUAAAUGUCGAUGAGAUAAUCACUGAUACUUCUACUAGCUUUCUUCUGUGUAUCUGUGAAAAUAAGGAAAACGUUAAGGACAGAAAAAAGGGGAACAUUUUUAUUGGAAUUGUGGGAGUGCAGCCUGCCACAGGUGAGGUGGUGUUUGACAGUUUCCAGGACUCUGCUUCCCGUUCGGAGCUGGAGACACGGAUACUGUGCCUGCAGCCGGUGGAGCUGCUGCUUCCCUCACACUUGUCAGAGCAGACGGAGACGCUCGUGCACAGAGCUACAGCUGCCAGUGUGCGGGAUGAUAGAAUUCGAGUAGAAAGGAUGGAUAACGUGUAUUUUGAAUACAGCCAUGCUUUCCAGGCGGUUACAGAGUUUUAUGCAAAAGAUGCACUUGACCUCCAAGCUUCUCAAACUUUUGCUGGCAUCAUUAAUUUGGAGAAACCUGUGAUUUGCUCUUUGGCUGCCAUAAUAAGAUACCUCAAAGAAUUUAACUUGGAAAAGGUGCUUUCCAAGCCCAAGAAUUUUAAACAGUUGUCGGGUGAAAUGGAAUUUAUGACAAUUAAUGGAACAACAUUAAGGAACCUUGAAAUCCUACAGAAUCAGACUGACAUGAAAACCAAAGGAAGUUUACUUUGGGUCUUAGACCAUACUAAAACUUCAUUUGGGAGACGGAAGUUAAAGAAAUGGGUGACCCAGCCACUCCUUAAACUAAGGGAGAUAAAUGCUCGACUAGAUGCUGUAUCUGAAGUGCUCCAUUCAGAAUCCAGUGUGUUUGGUCAGAUAGAAAAUCAUCUGCGUAAACUGCCUGAUAUAGAGAGAGGACUCUGUAGCAUUUAUCACAAAAAAUGUUCUACGCAAGAGUUCUUCUUGAUUGUCAAAACCCUGUAUCAUCUGCAGUCAGAAUUUCAAGCAUUAAUACCUGCUGUUAAUUCCCACGUUCGGUCAGACUUGCUGCAGACAUCUAUUUUAGAAAUUCCUGAACUCCUUAGUCCAGUGGAGCAUUACUUAAGGAUCCUUAAUGAACAAGCUGCCAAGACUGGAAAUAAAACCGAAUUAUUCAAAGACCUUACUGAGUUCCCUUUAAUAAAAAAGAGGAAAGAUGAAAUUCAAGAAGUUACUGACAAGAUCCAAAUACAUUUGCAAGAAAUACGAAAAAUACUAAAAAAUUCUUCUAUACAAUAUGUGACAGUGUCAGGACAAGAGUUUAUGAUUGAAAUAAAGAAUUCUGCUGUAUCUUGUAUACCAGCUGAUUGGGUUAAGGUUGGAAGCACAAAAGCUGUGAGCCGUUUUCACUCUCCUUUUGUUGUAGAAAAUUACAGACAUCUGAAUCAGCUCCGGGAGCAGCUAGUCCUUGACUGCAGUGCCGAAUGGCUUGGUUUUCUAGAGAAUUUCAGCGAACAUUAUCACUCCUUGUGUAAAGCAGUACAUCACUUAGCAACUGUUGACUGCAUUUUCUCCCUGGCCAAGGUCGCUAAGCAAGGAGAUUACUGCAGACCAACUCUGCAGGAGGGGAGGAAAAUCGUGAUUAAAAAUGGUCGGCACCCUGUGAUUGACAUGUUGCUGGGAGAACAGGAUCAGUAUGUUCCCAACAGUACGAAUUUAUCAGGGGAUUCAGAGAGAGUAAUGAUAAUCACUGGACCAAACAUGGGUGGAAAGAGCUCCUACAUAAAACAAGUUGCAUUGAUUACUAUCAUGGCUCAGAUUGGCUCCUACGUUCCUGCAGAGGAAGCAACAAUUGGAAUUGUGGAUGGCAUUUUCACGAGGAUGGGAGCGGCAGAUAAUAUAUAUAAAGGACAGAGUACCUUUAUGGAAGAGCUGACUGACACUGCAGAAAUAAUAAGACAAGCAACAUCCCAGUCCUUGGUUAUCUUGGAUGAAUUGGGAAGAGGGACGAGCACCCAUGAUGGAAUCGCCAUUGCUUAUGCUACACUCGAGCAUUUUAUUAGAGAUGUGAAAUCCUUAACCCUGUUUGUCACCCAUUAUCCACCAGUUUGUGAAUUAGAAAAAAGUUACUUGCAACAGGUGGGAAAUUAUCACAUGGGAUUCUUGAUCACUGAGGAUGAAAGCAAAGAGGAUUCAGGUGAAGAGCAAGUUCCUGAUUUUGUCACUUUUCUUUAUCAAAUAACCAGAGGAAUUGCAGCAAGGAGUUACGGACUAAAUGUGGCUAAACUAGCAGAUGUUCCUGGAGAAAUUUUAAAGAAAGCAGCUAGCAAGUCAAAAGAGUUAGAAGGAUUAGUAAAUAUGAAGAGGAAAAGGCUAAAGUAUUUUGCAGAGUUAUGGAUGAUAAAUGAUGCAAAAGACCUGCAAAAAUGGAGAGACGAGUUUGAAAUGGAAGAAAUUCCAGACUUCUCUUCUUGAUGAAAACGAAGACUACAUUUUUGGACAAAACAUGGAGAAUUAAAAAUACCAUCUGUACAAAACAACUCUCCACUAACAGCUUAUCUUUGUGUGAUGUGAGCAUAAAAUCAGAACUCUGGUAUAUUCCCAUGGGAAACAGGCCUUUUGUGUAGAAAUUCUGUUCCAGGUUCUUGUCAUCCUGACUUAGAAAAGUAUAAACAGUUUUGAAUAUUAAGACUUCUGUUACAUAAUUUAAAAACUUCAUGAAUAGUAAACUUCACAUAAAAUCGACCACCUAAAUGAAGCCUAACAUGAACCUUUAGAGAGUGAUAAGAAAAUUUAAUUCAUAUUUUUAUUUGUUCCAGUUCAGAUUAAUUUGCAACUGGCUGAGAUGUCUAGCAGAAAUAAACCUUUUCGCUUGAACUAAAGUAACUUUAUGCCACCAGUUUAUUUACUGUGAGCAUAAGAAUUUUUUAUGAGAAAUAGGAAAAGAUUAUCAAGCUUUUAGAAAGUAGAGCACAGAAGGAAUAAGAUCGUAUGAAAUUUGAAAAGUUAAAUACUCUCACAGUUUUAACGCAAUUUAAAAAUUAUGGGAUGAAAUUAUUUGUCAUUCAUUCAGGUAAUAAACAUUUAAUGAGUACUUGCUAUAAAUAAUGAUUUUUUUUCUUGUUGGAUUUUGGAUUUUUUCUUCUAUCUGGCAGUUGCUACUUUUUUAGGUUUAAUCGUGGAACCGAGGUUGCUGCUUCUACCAAAUGAGUCCUGAGCUCAUUUAUUUUGGAUCUUUCUGUUAAUCGGUAUAGAAGGCAUAUGAUCUCAUAUCGAAGUAUGUAGCUUUGUUCAUAGUUAACAGUGCUCCCUUCCUGCGUGUUUAGGUUGACACACGUUCAUCUGUGUCCUUGAGAUUUUAACAGCACUUACACCCCAGCUUCUCACAGCUGUGUGGUGAUGGUGGUGAAUCUGGGAUCUUGGGCAAAGGCUCUCCCUCCUAUUUCACACCCAGCUGUUAUCCCUGAUCAUUAAAUGUCUUCUCCACAUUUGAUUGACGUAUUUCAAACUCUUUCUUUAGUUUAUUUCCUCCAGUGGUCCUAACAGUGACCCCUGGACACAGGAGUCCAUAUAAUUUCCCUAAGCUGAAGGGUGGUUGGUUGCUGUACUUUUGAUCACUCACACUGUAGCCCUUUGACUCCUAGCCUUUUUGAAGUUAAGAGUAUGAUACCACUUGACUGAUUGCAUGGUCCCUUCAGAAGUAUUAACAUAGGGAAAUCCUCAAGAAUGUCUCAAAAGAGUUUGCUAUUGGAAGUACAAUCUAAAUUUUAAAAAGAACAAUACUCUUUAAAUAGUGCUUUAAUACUCUGUAUGAUUAUAAAUGUUUUAUAUUCUUUCUAACAAAAUUUUGGAGGUAGUGCUGUAAAUUUAAUGCAGGCCAGCAGGAAAAGGAGAUGCAUCCAGGAAUGUCAUGCCCAUGCCUGAGGGAGCUGCAGGGACCAGCCGUCACAGGUCAUGUCCAAGUGCGCAUUCGGGUCAUCUCUGACUUGGGCAGGCCAGCGUCAACAUUUAAGCAGGUAUGAGCUCCAGGAGCAAUGUGUCCAGGCAGUGGCCCGCAAUACACAGUAUCUGCAAGUGACAAUGUGGGCUCUUACAAGAUAGAUUCUUUAACCUGAGGCAGGGUAUCAGCCAGCCAGUGUGCAAGAGGUCAGUCCUGGUUAGGAAAAGACCAGCAGUGCAGAACUGCAUUUCCAAGCAAGGCCCCUUCCUGGCCAGGUAGCUGAGAUGUUGAAGGGAACGUUGGAGCAGAGUCCCAGUUAGGAAGAGGGCACAAAGGCCAUGAAGAUUGGCAGGAAAAAUGCAGUUGGUUGGGUACAUACUGCAGAUAACCAAACUGAGGGGUGCGAUUCUAAUAUCUUCUAGAUAACAAAUUUCAUUUCCUUUUGAUAGAUAGCCAGAAGUAGAAUGGCUGGAUCACAUGGUAGUUCUGUUUUAAAAUUUUUAUUAAAUUU
Messenger RNA from Mustela erminea (ermine), 5385 nucleotides. It is a transcript of the gene MSH3, whose product is annotated as mutS homolog 3. The record is from RefSeq and is a predicted model, not a curated record. Gene Ontology annotation, biological process: somatic recombination of immunoglobulin gene segments; mitotic recombination; mismatch repair. Gene Ontology annotation, cellular component: nucleus. Gene Ontology annotation, molecular function: mismatched DNA binding; ATP binding; ATP-dependent DNA damage sensor activity. Bases 29 to 3409 code for a protein of 1126 amino acids. The transcript is spliced from 24 exons. Lineage: Eukaryota; Metazoa; Chordata; Mammalia; Carnivora; Mustelidae.